UGCGCACUGGCCGCCAAGUGUAUCCAAUGCGCAGCGUUCCAAGUUCCAAGGCUGGUGUUUGCGGCCGCUCAGUGCGGAGUGGGACACACAUGGCGAAGCGAGUGGCGGUGGUGAGCGGCUCCAACAAGGGCAUCGGCCUGGAGGUGGUGCGGGCUCUGUGCCGGCACUUCGACGGCGACGUGUUCCUCACCGCCCGGAACGCGGGCCGCGGGCAACAGGCGCUGCAGAAGCUGCAAGAGGAGCAGCUGAAGCCGCUCUUCCACCAGCUCGACAUCGAUGAACUUGAGAGUAUCCGGAAACUGCGAGCGUUCAUGCUGCAGAAAUACGAAGGCAUCGAUGUCCUCGUCAACAACGCCGGCAUCGCCUUUAAAGAUGCCGACACCACCCCGUUCGGCACCCAAGCUGAAGUGACCAUGGCGACCAACUUCUUUGCGACCAGGGAUAUGUGCACGGAACUCCUCACCGUCAUCAAACCUCACGGGCGAGUGGUGAACGUGUCCAGCAUGUGUGGAGCCAGUGCAUUGCAUCAGUGCAGCCCGGAACUGCAGAAGAAAUUCCGCAGUACAUCCAUCACUGAGGACGAGCUGGUGAAGCUGAUGCAGCAGUUCGUCGACGACGCCAAGAACGGCGCUCACACCCAACAGGGGUGGCCUUCCUCGGCCUACGGGGUUACCAAGCUGGGCGUCACAGUCCUCUCCAUGAUCCAUGCCCGAAGACUGAGUAAGGAGAGAGCAGCGGACAAGAUCCUGCUGAAUGCCUGUUGUCCCGGUUGGGUGAAAACCGACAUGGCUGGUCCUAAUGCACCGGGCACGGCAGAAGAAGGUGCCGUGACCCCGGUCUACUUGGCCCUUCUACCAGAAGGUGCGGAAGGUCCACAUGGACAGUAUGUAAGCGAUAAAACUGUUCAGCCAUGGUAAACAUGAGGAAUUAGACACUUAUUGCUCCAAAUACAAUCCAUUUAAUUGAAUUUAAUACUUUAUUGUCACAGUUCCUUGCUUGCAUGCCCAUGUAGUCACCCAGAAAGGGCACUUACAAGAUUACAAAUUCUCCCUCCGUGCCAGGUCCCCCUUUGUUCUUCCCCCCCCCCCUCAUCAUUCCUUCACGACGGUGUCCCCCCCCCCCCCCCCCCCCCCCCCCCCCCCCCCCCACGCCGGGUCCUCCUUUGUGUAGGAAAGAACUGCAGAAGUUGGUUUAAGUCGACGGCUACAAAUAUUGUGAUUCUUAAGAUAGACACAAAAUGCUGGUGUAACUCAGCAGGAAAGGCAGCAUCUCUGUUGAGAAGGAAUAGGUGACGUUUCAGGUUGAGAUCUUUCUUCAGACUGCUCAGAUUGUGAUUCUUGAUGAUUUGUUGCUCUAUAAUGGAUUUGUUACCCUUUUCUCCCCCGCAAUAAAGAUUAGUUACAUUGUACAAA
Leucoraja erinaceus (little skate) is the source of this 1412-nucleotide messenger RNA. Its product is annotated as carbonyl reductase [NADPH] 1-like. The record is from RefSeq and is a predicted model, not a curated record. Gene Ontology annotation, molecular function: carbonyl reductase (NADPH) activity. Lineage: Eukaryota; Metazoa; Chordata; Chondrichthyes; Rajiformes; Rajidae. Bases 27 to 917 code for a protein of 296 amino acids. The transcript is spliced from 2 exons.